Tilletiaria anomala UBC 951 is the source of this 2348-nucleotide messenger RNA. RefSeq lists its product as uncharacterized. Lineage: Eukaryota; Fungi; Basidiomycota; Exobasidiomycetes; Georgefischeriales; Tilletiariaceae. Bases 213 to 2339 code for a protein of 708 amino acids. The transcript has a single exon. The record is from RefSeq and is a predicted model, not a curated record.
UUGCGGCCGUGGAUAUAUCGGACAGACUCUUUUGAUGAUGCAGAAAGAAGCCUGCCUCUGGAGUCCGUAUAUGUCUGAGGUAGUGUGCACGCCGCGUCUAAGACAGGUUCAAUGCAGGUCCGCACUCUGAAGCUCGGAUCGCGAGACGAUACAACGGCAACUCCGUGCGUCCUUGAUUAGGACGCUCGCCAGCUCUCAUUUGAAAGGUCAGUAUGUCAAGCAUCAGCGCGAGCCGAAUAACGCCAUACAUCAGCCCAUUCCAGACGCCGGGGUACGGCUAUGCCGAGACGGUGGUCCCUGGCACAUUCGAAAAAAUUCCCUCACAGUUUCUGCCGCCGAGCCAGCAGCCUUCCAGCAGUGAAGAUGCACCGAUCGAAUUCGAAGAUGAAGCCGCACCGAUCGAGUCGUCGUGGAAUAUGCAACAGCACAUGCUUCGGUAUCCUCAGCGAAGUUCCUCCCCGGUUCACCAUCAACCACAGCAGCCGCAGCACCACAGGUACCAGCACCACCAGCAGAAGGAUCAACGCGCAGCGCCCCAAUUUUACCAACCUUCACUGUUUCAUGGCACUGAAGCCCUCGCAGAAUCAUCCCCAUCCUACUCCCCACGCCAUGAAGCUCAUCCGAGCCCUAGUAAGCGUGCCCGCCAUGAACAGGAGCGUGUGCAACCCUCAGCCGCAAACCCCGCCAUGCAUGGCGGCGAAUACACAUCUGCACAGCCGUCCUACCAUUCUUCUCAGGCGUUUCUUCCAUCGAGCCAAGUGACGCAAGCCGAGCCGAACGCAAAAGUAUCGCCUUCGCCCUCCCUGCCUUCAAGCUACCAGUCAUAUCAACAGGUCACAUACUAUGACGACUCUGCUAACAUUCGCCGCAGCAGCCACAUGCAGCAAUUCUCGUUAUCUCAAUCAAUCUUGUCGCAGAACCAGACUGCACAUACAUCCACCUCGUAUGAAGCGCCUGAGCGAGGAUCGUACCUGUUACCCACUGGGAUCCAGAGGCAGCGGGACAGCUCGCCGGCCAAUGCGUCUGGGGUCUCGGGGUCCUCGCAGUUUGUGAGCGACUUGGGGGCUCUGGGUGGAGGGUGGGACGGGUAUAUGGACACCAUUGGACUCUCCAGGAGCAGAAGCAGCAGCUCUGGCUCGGACAGCGGUAAUAAAUACCAGCAUGCUCAUAUCGACAGUCCUUCUGGCGUCCUUGGGACCAUGGGAUAUCGUGAUCAAGGGCAUAUAACCGCGCCUGACGCCAAUGGAACAGGAAGGGGAGGAGGUAGAGGAGCGAGAUCUGGAGAAGCGGGAGAUAGAGGAAGGGGAGCAACGAUGCAAUUGGAAGGGUUGUUUAGCGCGAUUUCGGCCGAUGACAGUCUGAAAAAUCUUGAUCAGAAAGGUGCUUCUGCAUACAGGAAAGUAUUCGCCCAGCUCGGCUUCCCCGUCACAAUGUCCGCUAGAGGGUCAGUUCCAACGCCUGCAUCUGCGUUUACAGGGGAACCAGAACCGGCAUUGUCGAUGAGCUCUACAUCCAGUGACUUUUUUUCGCAGCAGUGGCACAUCGCCAAGUCGCCGGAUGCGUCUUUGGCCCCAUUUGCUUCAUCGCCGCCAUCGCUCGUUGCUUUCGAUUAUCCUCUCAUUGUUUCGCCAACAGCAUCGACCGCAAUGGCGGUGGUGGCGCCAGUACCCGCAGCAGUGGAAAGAAGGAGUCGGCCCAAGAACCAGAAAACACACGAGCUUACAUCCAACAAGUUUGCAGGAAUUGAUCAUGAGCAGAAGGACAAUUCAUUCUUCGCUCCAGUCACCUCACAGCCAGCGCUUUAUGCUAUUACUGAUGGCAUCAACGCCUCGCCAACAGUUACAGCGGCGGCGGCCCUAGUGGCACAGUUGAGGGCUUGGUCCAAGGGACAAGGAAAACGAGGGGAUUCAGCCAAAGAACCUGCAGAAACCCAUCAGGAGCAGCUGGAUGAUUCGGUUGGGCUUUCGAGAAAAAGCAGCAGAAACAGCAACGUUCCGGACGCGAGCUCGCAGACGCUGGUUCCAACCCAGAGCUCGCAGGGAAUCGGGAAGGGCAAAUCGAAACAAAUACGCCGCAGCAACGGCGAUGAUGAGUUGGAAUCGAGCCAAUCCCUGCCGCAGUCUCAGUCGCAGCCUCAAUCGCAAUCGCAGCGUCCGCGCGCAAGGCUGAAGAAGAUCAACAUUGAAAAGUAUUCGGACAUCGAUGGCGAGAAGAUCGGUUUGGUCCUUGCAGAAAUGGGAGGAAAGGAAGGUAUCGAUUCUGCCAUUAAAACCUCUCAGAAGGAGAGGACCAAACUCAGGCACGUGCUCGAUCCUCGCAGGACAGCUCCGAGCCAUUGACGGGAAAGC